AUGACCCUCGGCCAGGUGCUGGACGGUGCCUUCUUCAACGAGUACAUCAAGAGAGGCAAUGUCCUCAUGCUCUCCGAGGGCAGGACGACCGUCGAAAACGUCUUCUCCCUCCACGAGGGCCUGCUUACAAUGUACCUCGACAAGGAGACGUACGAGCGUGCCGGCCUAGUGGGCAAGCCUCACGGCGUCAAGGGGAAGAGAGGCCUCAAACCGAGAUGGGUUGUGAGCUACCAGCUCCGAGACCCGUCGAUGCUUCACGGCAAAAAGGGGUUCGACAGACUCGUCUAUGCAUGCAAAAAUGCUCUCAACACGCCCGUGACGUGGUUGUUCUGCAACGCCGCGACUACCACGCCCUCGCCAGACCCUCUGGAUCCGUAUUUCCCAACACGAUACACCUGUGAGCCCGCCCUUGUGCCCGGCAUGCAUGUUAAGACGGCGCCGCUGGCGAUCCCUGCCGACAUGAUUCAGAACGGCGACAGGCUCGCCCUCGAAGACUUUGCCACGGAGACGUACGAAUGGCUGUCCCUGGUCCGUCUGCAGAGCCCCCGCGUCGAGGCCGGAGACACCGUCGACCCCUAUCUCUCGCGCUACCAGGUCCCAGGCAGCCUCGACGCCGAAGCCGGCGCUGACGCCGCAGCGCACUUGAACGUCUGCAAGAUCACGUGGCAGGGCUUCUUCACCUCAGACUGGGUUCGGAGCGUCCUAAUCCAUGCCCUCGUCGCCCUGCCGUCGCGGACCUGGCUCUCCCUCAGCGCAACGUCCUUUUCCAAGGGCAUGGCUGGCGAUAGCCCCGAAAUCGCGUUCCUCCGGCCGCCCGAGUCCCCCGGGCAUUACCUGUUUUGGGAAAUCAAGAGCGACGAUUAA
Molecule: messenger RNA, 864 nt
Organism: Colletotrichum higginsianum IMI 349063
Lineage: Eukaryota; Fungi; Ascomycota; Sordariomycetes; Glomerellales; Glomerellaceae
Product: Ribonuclease P 40kDa subunit
Exons: 4
Coding region: 1-864 (287 amino acids)
Biological process (GO): tRNA 5'-leader removal; endonucleolytic cleavage in ITS1 to separate SSU-rRNA from 5.8S rRNA and LSU-rRNA from tricistronic rRNA transcript (SSU-rRNA, 5.8S rRNA, LSU-rRNA); tRNA 3'-end processing
Cellular component (GO): multimeric ribonuclease P complex; ribonuclease MRP complex
Molecular function (GO): ribonuclease MRP activity; ribonuclease P activity
Source: RefSeq, a predicted model, not a curated record